ACACAGGCAGCCGCAACGUCCCCGUGUUUGUCUGUCAAGCAUGCUAACGUAGCACAGGCUCGGCCACCGUAGUUAUGAACCUGGAACUACGACACGCAUGCAAGCGCAAGCUCACUGACACAAUUGCGCGCAUGUUAUUAACGUCAACAACAGACCGAAGCUAAAUAAUUGGCGUGGAGCCAGUAGCUCGGCCAUGCUAACCCAGCGAUUCCCAUUCCCACCACCGCUAUUCUUUUGCCUUUGUUAUCCCCCGUAUACAGAGCUCGCCAUAACGUAAUAAUGCUUAUGACGGUCCAUUGUCACUUUACCCAAAACAUGAUGAGCGGCCUGUUAUAAGCGUAUAAUAGAGGUGGACAACCUGCGGGUCGUGGGCCUCAGAGCUAAAAACAAAUACCACUUCUUGGGAGCUGUUAUUAAAACCUCUACAAAUAGUCAACAGUAGCUCCUAUUACAUCAGUCAUGUGAGGGCCUGCACUUGGGAUCAUCCUAAAUGUUGCAGAGAACUAGGUCUCACUCACCCCAUGUGCCCUGAAUGCCUGUGGACGCCGUCCUGUGCGCGCUCGUGUGUCUAUGCGCGCUGCUCUGUCUUUACCUGGUGUGGGCGCUGUGGGGCCUGCUCGCCACUGACCGCCCGUUUGCCCUGUUGCCCACGCAGCACAAGCUGAAGUCGUCGCAGAGGGACAAGGUGCGGCAAUUUAUGUCCUUCACGCAGGCGGGCGAGAAGACGGCCGUUUACUGUCUCACACAGAAUGACUGGAAGCUGGAGGUGGCCACCGACAACUACUUCCAGAAUCCGGACCUCUACUGCAAGGAGUCCAUGAAGACGUCCGUUGACCGCAAGAAGCUGGAGCAACUUUUCAACCGGUACAAAGAUCCCCAGGAUGAGAACAAGAUUGGCAUCGAGGGCAUUCAGCAAUUUUGCGACGACUUGAUGCUGGAUCCGGCCAGCAUCAGCGUUCUGGUGGUGGCGUGGAAAUUUCGCGCCGCCACCCAGUGUGAGUUCUCCAAGAAGGAGUUCCUGGACGGCAUGACGGAGCUGGGGUGCGACAGCCCCGACAAGCUCAAAGCCCUUUUGCCAAGACUGGAGCAGGAGCUGAAAGACGGCAGCAAGUUCAAGGACUUCUACCAGUUCACCUUUAACUUUGCCAAAAAUCCCGGCCAGAAGGGUUUAGACUUGGAGAUGGCUGUAGCUUACUGGAAUCUGGUUCUUUUAGGAAGAUUUAAGUUCCUCGACCUUUGGAAUAGAUUUCUUUUGGAGCACCAUAAACGCUCCAUCCCAAAAGACACUUGGAACCUACUGUUAGACUUUGGAAACAUGAUCGCGGAUGACUUGUCCAACUACGACGAGGAGGGGGCGUGGCCAGUGCUUAUAGACGACUUUGUGGAAUUCGCUCGACCGAUCAUAACUGGAACAAAACGUAAAACUCUCUAAAAAAAAAAAAAACAAAACCCCAAAGAACUGGGAAGGAGAGUAUUUCUUUUACAGAGACUUCAUCGGGAUUUUUUUGAAGGUGGAUUAUUGUUAUUUUUUAUUUAAACAAUGGUGGCCAACAGCAGCACUUAGAGGAGAGUGCAGAGGAGGGACAUUUCCGGAUUCAUCUGGGCUCCUCCUGCCGGAUCCUCGGAAUCCUGUGAGCGCACUCCGCUCCGGGAUGAACACUGAUGCCGCGCCAAGACGAGCGUAAAUGGACUGGAAAAGAAAGGACAAAGGAGUGCUCAACACCAGCACCACAACUUGACCGUACAUACUGUAUCUAUUUACAAAAGAGAAUUAUAUGAAGCAUAAUAUAAAUAUGAUCCUGUUUAUAAAGCAUCCUUUUAUGUACUCUUGAAGAUGUCUCAUGGGUUUGAUGUCAGUGUCGUGUGUCACCUUGAGGCUGUGAUUGCAUCUUCGAUUUUGGUACUUGCUAUGAAAUGUCCCCCCCUGCCCCCCAAAAAACAGCAAUAUGUUCUGAUUUCCUUUGCCCAAGGAAAGUUUUGUCUAAACCGCUUGGAGUGGGAAAGGGCUUUCGAAAGUGUUUAAUCAUGUCUUGAAUGGAUUAAGGCAAAACGGAGCACCUCUUGGCUGGGAACAAUUGAUUAACUCUCAAGUCUGCUGUUCAGAACAUUUAAGACCAAUCAAAUAAUUGAACCUGAGCAGCGUUCUUGAUACUUUUUAGACGUCCCACAGCAGUUAGGAGCUAUUCUGAAGCUGCAUUGCAAAAUGAAUGAUGAACAAGCCUUACCAAUUAUACAAAUGUUUUUUCUGUUCACUAUUAUUUACAGGUAGAGACAAAUGAACAUUCAUGUAAGUACAGUAUAUUGUUACGUUUAAAGAUCAAUAAAAGCAUGAGUUUUUCCAUAA
Hippocampus zosterae (dwarf seahorse) is the source of this 2344-nucleotide messenger RNA. It is a transcript of the gene dcun1d2a, whose product is annotated as DCN1, defective in cullin neddylation 1, domain containing 2a. Lineage: Eukaryota; Metazoa; Chordata; Actinopteri; Syngnathiformes; Syngnathidae. Gene Ontology annotation, biological process: protein neddylation; positive regulation of ubiquitin-protein transferase activity. Bases 533 to 1432 code for a protein of 299 amino acids. Gene Ontology annotation, cellular component: ubiquitin ligase complex. The transcript has 6 exons. Gene Ontology annotation, molecular function: ubiquitin-like protein binding; ubiquitin conjugating enzyme binding; cullin family protein binding. The record is from RefSeq and is a predicted model, not a curated record.